This is a messenger RNA of Habropoda laboriosa, 1819 nucleotides long. RefSeq names its product ribosomal protein S6 kinase beta-1-like. The coding region runs from base 306 to 1718 and encodes 470 amino acids. Gene Ontology annotation, biological process: protein phosphorylation; signal transduction. Lineage: Eukaryota; Metazoa; Arthropoda; Insecta; Hymenoptera; Apidae. Gene Ontology annotation, molecular function: protein serine/threonine kinase activity; ATP binding. The transcript is spliced from 14 exons. The record is from RefSeq and is a predicted model, not a curated record.
UUAUAGUUUGUGUCUGAAAUACUCGAAUCGUUUCGUUUCGUUUCUUUUUCAAAAUUUCCCACAUUUCUUUCUGAUUAUUUUGUCGUGAAAAAGAAGAAAAGAACGAAAAGGAAAAGAAAGAUAUAGUUUAAUGUAUCCGCCACAAAAUCAGUGUGGAACACGCAAAUAAAGGGGAGUAUAACAUAUCGUCGUAUUUACGCAUAUACGUACUUAUAUACUUAGAUAUCUACGUUUUUCGAACGCAUUACGAUCAAUUAAAGUUAUCGACGAGAAAAUUGUUUAAAUGUGAUUACGCCGUGAAAAUAAUGGCCGGAGUAUUUGAUAUAGAAUUGCACGAAGGAGAUUCUAUAAAUCAGGACGACUCAGAUGAUGAUAUCGUCGAAAACAGAGAAGAUGAAUAUAAUUAUGCCACAAAUGUAAAUACCAUAUUAGAAUCUGAUAAUUUGGAAAGAGUUCAGUUAUCAGAACAAAAUCUGAAUGCAGGUCAGGAGAAAACUGGUCCUCAAGACUUUGAACUAUGCAAAAUUCUUGGGAAAGGUGGAUAUGGAAAAGUUUUUCAAGUGAAAAAAGUUACUGGGAAGGACAAAGGCAGUAUCUUUGCUAUGAAGGUGUUACGAAAAGCAUCCAUCAUAAGAAAUCAAAAGGACACAGCUCAUACAAAAGCAGAAAGGAAUAUUUUAGAAGCAGUAAAACAUCCCUUCAUCGUAAACCUAAUGUACGCAUUCCAAACUGGUGGUAAAUUAUAUUUAAUUUUGGAAUAUCUAUGUGGAGGAGAACUUUUCACAUACUUAGAUAGAGAAGGCAUUUUUCUAGAAGACACAGCUUGCUUUUACCUGUCUGAAAUUAUACUCGCGUUGCAACAUCUCCAUAAUCAGGGCAUCAUAUACAGAGAUUUGAAACCAGAAAAUAUUUUAUUGGAUGGUGAAGGUCAUGUUAAAUUAACAGAUUUUGGUCUGUGCAAGGAACAUAUAGAAGAAGGUACAGUAACGCAUACAUUUUGUGGAACCAUAGAAUACAUGGCACCAGAAAUUCUAACAAGGAGUGGACAUGGAAAAGCAGUUGAUUGGUGGAGUUUAGGUGCCCUGAUGUUUGAUAUGCUUACUGGAAUGCCACCGUUUACAGGAGAUGACAGACGAAAAACGAUCGAGAAGAUUUUACGUGGAAAAUUAAGUCUUCCGCUUUACUUAACACCAGAUGCAAAAGAUUUAAUACGAAAAUUAUUAAAGAGACAAGUAUCGCAUAGACUUGGAUCCGGACCCGAAGAUGCUGAACAAAUUAUGAACCAUAAUUUUUUUAAACAUAUUAAUUGGCAAGAUGUAAUUUCACGAAAAUUAGAACCUCCUUUUAAACCAUCAUUAAAAAGCGCCGAUGAUACAUCGCAGUUCGAUGAGCAAUUUACGGCAACUGUACCAGUUGACUCUCCAGUUGAAAGUACCUUAAGUGAAUCCGCUAAUAUGAUCUUUCAAGGUUUUACAUAUGUAGCACCCAGUGUCUUGGAAGAAAUGUGUGCCCAACCAAGAGUCGUAAAUGCUAGGAGUCCCCGCAAAGGUCUUUUAUGUACAGGAUUUAGUGGAAGUCUUCACAGUUUGUCAUCAAGGUCGCCUGAUGGACACCUUCGCGCAGCAUCCCAUUUUCACCAACACAGGCAUCACGUGGUAGGUUCAAAUAAUAUGGAAGAUACCGAAAUGACGGAUAUAGGUCCGCUUCUUAAUUUUUAAGCAUUAUGUAGUAAAUUUAAAUGAUAUGGAAAAUAUCGAAAUGACAAACAUAGGUCAACUAUGGCAUCAUUUAUAGCGGUACAUAAAUGCAUAAACAUAUG